AUGGCCGACUCAAGCAAGCAGAAUAUCAAGGAGGGACUGAAACGAAGGCGCGUCACCCGCGCGUGUGACAGUUGUCGAGUCCUGAAAUCCAAGUGCGACGGCCAACGGCCCGUCUGCGGACGAUGCGCGGGCUAUGGAUAUUCUUGUCGCUGGAACGUCCCUUCGACCCGGAGGCGACAUUCUGAGAGCCGCCAGACGCAACUGAGCCUCCUUGCCGCAAACGACGAGAUCCAGAAAUUGAGACAAGCCAUCAGAAGAUACGACUUUCUCAUUCAAGGGUUGCGUAACAGUCUCCCGGAGAACGACCGAAAGGCCAUCGACUUGGGCGUAUCAGCCAUCCAACUCCCUUCCUUGUCGCCCGAACCGGCAGACACUGGCACCACCAGCCACUCGUCUCCGAGUCAGUCUCUGCCUGACCAAGAAUCAGCCUCCGUCCUGUCGCGCCGGUUUCUAGGCGAAGCCAGUGACAUCACGUUCUUCAACACGAUGAAGCAGGCGCUCACUCUUCGCUCCGAGGCUGAACAGUCUGAAGGCGAUAAUUUGGCCGCGCAGCUUGAUAGCUACGAACAAGAUGGAGCCCUGCGUACGGCCUGUGCAGACAGCGCAGCCGAAUCCCUCCCUCCCAGAGCUAUUGCGGACAAGUUUCUUGAAAUCUACUUCUCGACCAUUCACAUGGCUUACCCUUUCAUUUGGGAGCCCGUCUUCAGGCAGAAGUACGACGCCUUCUGGGGUUCUGAUUCCCUGCAGAAUUUUCGUGGACCUUGGCUGUCUGUGCUUCUGACAAUUUUUGCCAUUGGGGCGUGCUACGAAACGUUUGCCGAUACGUGCGAGAGAAGCUCCAAGCUUCACCAACAUCAUCUUUGGUUCGACCAAGCAGUCUCCAUUUCACAAUCAAAUGAAAAAGAACAGGGCAUGGAUUACAUUGCUGCACUGCUUGCCCAGUGCUUUUACCUACUAGCAACCUGUCAAACGGAUCGGGCUUGGACGACGUUAGGGAAAGCAGUCAGGAGCUCUCAAAGCAUCGGUCUCCACACAGAGGAUGACAAGCGACUCGCAUCGGCCAGUUUGGAGCGAGUUUCAGUGGUUGAGAAUCGCCGGCGCCUAUGGUACUCACUCUAUGUCCUCGAUCGUCUGCUCUCGUUGCAGCUCGGACGGCCUCCAGCCAUUCACGACGAGGACUUCAAAGUCGCAUAUCCGUCCAAAGCCUCCGAUAUAUCGAUAUCGAAUGGCACGGCUGAGUCUAGGAGGAACCUGAACCCCAAGGACCAGGAAUGCUCCGAUGGCGAAUACUUCGUUGCCAUGAUUCAGUUCUCUGGAAUCAUUGGACGCGUCUUCUCCCUCCUCUACGGGCCCAACCGGACCGACAACGCUGUGCUGGCGCUUUCUACCAUUCAGAGUCUGGAUCAUGAUCUACAGCAAUGGCGAGCGAGUCUGCCACGCGCGCUGAGAUUCGAUCUCGCUCACAUUUUUCAGAAGUCGACAAUAUUGAAACGCCAGAGGAACAUGUUGGCCAUCAAAUUUUACAACCUGCAGGCCCUGAUCCACCGACCGUUGCUGUCACCCUCGCGAUUUCUGCGCUCGUGUCCCGACCCAUUGGCCUUCUACCAAGCUGAGAGAGGACGGAUUGUGCAGUCGAAGAAGAAGUGCGUCGUGGCCGCCCAGCACACCGCUCGCCUCCUCCACAACGUGGCGGACAAGAAGCAGUUGAUCUACGACUUUCCCUGGUGGCAGAUGAUCUCGUGCCUGAUCUGCGCGACCUCGAUUCUGUUAGUAGCGAGUCUCUGUAUGGGCGGCGACGGCGGUGAGGUCGAAGACAUCGAUUGGCUUGCCGUGGACGAAGACGCCGACGUCUGUCUCACCGUUUUUCGCGAAUUGAGCACCAAUUCCAAUGCCGCCCGGUUGGCGGAGAAGAUGAUGCAGGGCCUCAAAGAGACCCGGCUCAACCCUCAAGGUACGGAGUAUUUGUUUUGA
Molecule: messenger RNA, 1971 nt
Organism: Cladophialophora psammophila CBS 110553
Lineage: Eukaryota; Fungi; Ascomycota; Eurotiomycetes; Chaetothyriales; Herpotrichiellaceae
Exons: 5
Coding region: 1-1971 (656 amino acids)
Biological process (GO): regulation of DNA-templated transcription; DNA-templated transcription
Molecular function (GO): zinc ion binding; DNA binding; DNA-binding transcription factor activity, RNA polymerase II-specific
Source: RefSeq, a predicted model, not a curated record